CCCAGCAGACAGUGCCGAGAAGCGGUGGCCUAAUCACCAGCCUGCUGCAGCGCCGAGAGCCCUUUGCGCAAGGGUGGGUAAGAGGAGUCGCCAGUGCUUAUGGACAGAUGGAGCUCGAGGAAGCUGUCCGGAUGAUGAAUGAGGUCUGUGAGAUGGUGAGAUGGUGAUGAGCACCAUGGCGGGAGGGGUGGAAAAGCAGCGACAACUUCGUGCACUGGCACCGAGCCACAGCCACCAACCAGAAGGGUUACUUGUUGACGCCGCUUUACCGAGUAUCUAUCCCCCAAAUGCUGCCAGUACUAUGCAGUACUAUGUAUCAUAGUAGAACUUGCGAUCACGAGACAUUUGGGACAAAUGGUAGUACCAGCGUACUACCACCUUAUCCGGGACAUACCUAAGGUAACCUAGGUACGGCUGCGGGACUAUUAUUGAACGAUUGAUUGUGCAAGGGAUUUGAACCGUACUGAAGUGCAUGUAGUCUCACUUGCAAGAUCGUCACCUACUACUAGUGCCCACGCAUCAACCAUGUCGGCGACUGAUACAACCCUCAAGGGCAAAUAUCCAGCCAAAGCCCACUGUCGCCGGGUUGCGAAAUACCUGACCGACGCGGGCCUUGCACGCGAUGGAGUCAUCUACCUCGAAGCGCAAAAGACACGAAUGGUCGAGGACGACGACCAAGCCGUACCCUUCCGCCAGCGACGGUACUUCUUCUACCUGUCCGGGUGCAGACUCCCAGAUGCCCACCUGACGUACAACAUCCCGCAAGACAUCCUGACGCUGUUCAUCCCACCGGUUGACCCGGACAGUGUGAUAUGGGCGGGGCUGCCGGAGUCGAAAGAGGAGGCACUACAGAAGUACGACGUGGACCAGGUCUUGUACAGCGACGAAGUCAACGCCGCGUUGGCCGCAUAUGGAACACCCCAGUCCAAAACCACCGUCUACGCCAUUCCCGAGCAGGUCUCGGAACACAUCACAUUCCUCCCAUUUGCGGCGACGGACUUCGAUCACCUGAAGACGGCCAUCGACGAAUGCCGAGUGAUCAAGGACAGCUAUGAAGUCGCAUUGAUCCGGAAGGCGAACCAGAUCUCGACGCUCGCCCACAUCGAGGCCGCCAAGGUCGUGCGCACCGCGACCAACGAGCAAGAGCUGUACGGUGCCUUUAUCGGCACGUGUAUUUCCAAUGGCGCCCACGAGCAAGCUUACCAUUCCAUCUGCGCCAGCGGCACCAGCUGCUCGACCCUGCACUAUAUCCGCAACGACCAGCCCCUGCGUGAGCGGUUGAACAUACUCCUCGACGCCGGUGCAGAGUACAACUGCUACUGUGCCGACAUCACACGCACUUUCCCCAUCUCGGGCACAUUCACCCCGGAGUCACAGACCAUCUACGACAUCGUCGACGAGAUGCAAUCGUCCUGCUUUAAACUUCUUCGCGCCAACGUUCGCUGGGAGGACGUGCACGAACACGCCCACUGGGUUGCCAUCCGAGGCCUCAAGAAGGCUGGUAUUUUGGUUGGGGAUGAGCAGGACAUCUUUGACAAGAGAAUCAGCGUCGCCUUCUUCCCGCACGGUCUGGGCCAUUACUUAGGCAUGGACACCCACGACACUGGCGGUCAUGCCAAUUACGACGACCCGGAUACCAUGUUCAAGUAUCUGCGAGUCAGAGGGAACGUGCCUGCUGGCGCCGUCAUCACGGUUGAACCCGGUAUCUAUUUCUGUAAAUUCAUCCUCGACCCUGUCCUGGACGAUCCAGAGUUGAGCAAGUAUAUCGACAAGACCGUGCUGGACAGGUAUUGGGCUGUGGGCGGGGUCCGGAUCGAGGAUGACAUCCACAUUACGGAAGAUGGCUACGAAAACUUGACAGAUACGCCCAAAUUAUAAGACGACUGAUAACGACAUAAAUAGACAGGUCCUGUAGAUAGCAGGCUUGACACCAACAAUAAAAGAGGUGGUCAAGAUGACGAUAUCGCGUUGCUUCAAUAAUGGCCCGGUAUCCGAAGGUUGAGCAGGACGGCACUAUGGAGACGGUUCAUACAUUUUCUGAUAGACCCUUUCGCCCUCACUCAAUCAAUCCUUCCAUGUCACGACCUUGGUCCUCGCCCACUCAUCGAGACCCUGCAGACUGUUAAAUCGCCCGAACCCACUCUUCUUUGCCCCGCCAUGUGGUAGCGCGGCUUCAUCAUGGAUGGUCAUCGAGUUGAUGUGCACGGCGCCGGUUUCGAUUUCACGGGCAAUGCGCAGUCCUCGUCGCAGAUCUUCAGUGAAAACCGCGCUGGAUAGACCAUAUUCGGUAUCGUUGGCGAUUUCGAUGGCCUCUUCGUCCGAGUUGACCACCAACAGGGAUACUGUCGGGCCGAAAGAUUCGGUGUGGUAAAGGUCCAUGCCCGGCUUGACGUUCUCGACGACAACAGGUCGCAUCUUAGUCUUGGAGGAUUCGCUGUGGUCCGGGUCCCCAUAGACAGGUUUGGCACCCUUGGAGAGUGCAUCGGCCAAGAGCUUCUUGUUCUUCUCGACUGGCACCGCCGACACGAGUUGCGGAACACCCAUGCCCUCGUCGCUGAACACCUUUUCCAUGGUGGCUUUGAGCGCCGACCGGAACUGAUCGACAAUUUUGGCAUUGACCAGAAUCCGCUCUGUGGCCAUGCAGAUCUGGCCGGCGUGAAGGAAAGCGCCCAGCGCACACUGGAACGCUGCUGUCUCGAUAUUGGCAUCUUCGCAGACUAUGGAGGGUGCCUUGCCACCAAGCUCCAUGACUGUUGGCUUGAGGUGCUUGCCGGCGAGAGACGCCACGAUGGAGCCCACAGCGGUAGAGCCGGUGAAGUUGAUCUUUUUGACGGCUGGAUGGGAGAUCAGAGCACUAGUAACUUUUGCAGCAUCUGCGGGUCUAUGGUAGAUGGUGUUGAGACAACCUGCUGGCAGCCCAGCUUCGUGGAAGACUGAGGCAAUGGCCCAGUACACCGCCGGGGAUGCUUCGGGACCUUUGAGGAUGACUGUAUUACCCCUGGAGAGCCAUUAGUUCAAUUCGCCGGCUACGACAGUGCCAGCAGCGCAGUUGGACUCACAUUGCCAGAGGUUGCAGACAGGCGCGCACUCCCAAAGCAUGGGGAGCGUUCCAGGGCGCAAUGCCCAGGACCACACCGUAUGGUUCUUUCAGCACCAGCGCGCUGCUACCCUCCUCCGAAACGACCGGCAUGCUCGAAGUGGUGGCCACUUGAAUCAAGCCUGCAACGGUCUUACAGGCCUCGUAGGCCAGGUUAUGUUCAAAGCCAAACAUGGACUCGGGCAACCCCGUCUCUGUAUUGGCAUAGUGUAACUGCUCGUCCCUCCUCUUUUUGAAACCCUCUGCAGCUCUAAGAAAAAUGUCUCUUCUCGUGUGCGGCUUCGUCUUUGACCAUGUUUUGAAGGCCUUCUCUGCUGAUGCGAUGGCUUUCAGAGCGUCUCCUUCGUCGGCAGCGGAGCAUUGGUAGAGAACUUUGUGAUCGAGAGGGGAGACAACAUCGAACGUUGAGGAGAGUUUGACUUCUUGACCGUCCAGCCAUAGUGGAAUGGUAGAAGACGAGUCGAACUUCGACAAGGAGGCGCCGUUAGCGCCAUUGGUAGCCAUGUUGGCUCGUCCCGAAGAUGGAUGGGUAUAAAUUCAGCAGGUCGAGUCUGACCCAGAUUCUUGCAGGCGUUGUAACUCUAGAAACACUCAGUAUUAGCACUCUGUACCUCUUAAGGGCAGAACCUCAAGUUGUAGUUAUAAAGGAUGACAGCGGCUGUGGACAGCGGCAUUUCCACAA
This is a messenger RNA of Exophiala dermatitidis NIH/UT8656, 3779 nucleotides long. RefSeq names its product X-Pro dipeptidase. Lineage: Eukaryota; Fungi; Ascomycota; Eurotiomycetes; Chaetothyriales; Herpotrichiellaceae. Gene Ontology annotation, molecular function: metalloaminopeptidase activity; manganese ion binding. The transcript has a single exon. The record is from RefSeq and is a predicted model, not a curated record. Bases 526 to 1878 code for a protein of 450 amino acids.